AGACACUGAGCUUAUCCAUUUUGUAUGAGCCCUUGCUUACCGCGCGUAGUCCAUAAAUAGAGGUCAAGCAAACUGUCUACAGUCCCACACUUCACUCCACUGUGGCUCCUUGUUCAUCUUUGUAUUCUCUGUAAGGGUUAGCUGGAUCGAGAGCUAGCAGGGGCGAUCGAGAGGUGAUCGAGCCAUAUGGGGGUCAGGGUGGUGGUGACCAUGACCACUGCGGCAGCCGCCGCCUGCUGCUUGCUGUUGCUGCAGCUGUUUGUUGGUUGCGUCGCCGUCGCGGCGGCUCUGCCGACGAAGGGCGGCGGCGCCGGCGGCGACGACUACUUGAGGUACAAGGACCCGAAGCAGCCGCUGAACAGGCGGAUCGACGACCUGCUGCGGCGGAUGACGCUGGCGGAGAAGAUCGGGCAGAUGUCGCAGAUCGAGCGGGAGAACGCCACCGCCGACGUCGUCAACAAGUACCUCAUAGGCAGCGUGCUAAGCGGCGGCGGCAGCGUGCCGGCGAAGAACGCGCCGCCGGAGGCGUGGGUGAAGAUGGUGAACGGGAUGCAGAGCGGAGCGCUGUCCACGCGCCUCGGGAUCCCCAUCAUCUACGGCAUCGACGCCGUCCACGGCCACGGCAACGUCUACAAGGCCACCAUCUUCCCACACAACAUCGGCCUCGGCUGCACCAGGGACCCAGAGCUAGCACAGAGGAUUGGAGCAGCUGUAGCUCUGGAGGUGAGGGCCACCGGCAUCCCCUACGUCUUCGCUCCUUGCGUGGCGGUGUGCAGAGACCCUCGGUGGGGCCGGUGCUACGAGAGCUUCAGCGAGCACCCGGGGGUGGUACGCAACAUGACCUCCAUCAUCUCCGGGUUCCAGGGCGAGAUCCCGGCGCCGGCGAGCGGCGGCCGCCCCGGCGCGCCGUACGUCGCCGGCGGGCAGCGAAACGUGGCGGCGUGCUCCAAGCACUACGUCGGCGACGGCGGCACCACCAAGGGCGUGAACGAGGGCAACACGGUGGCGUCCUUCCACGAGCUCAUGGCCGUCCACAUGCCGCCCUACUACAACGCCGUCAUCCGUGGCGUCUCCACCGUCAUGGUCUCCUUCUCCAGCUGGAACGGCGUCAAGAUGCACGCCAACCACUUCCUCGUCACCGACCACCUCAAGAACAGGCUCCGCUUCAGGGGUUUCAUCAUCUCGGAUUGGCAAGGGCUUGACAGGAUCACGACCCCUGACCACGCUGACUACCUUCUGUCCAUCAAGCUGGGCAUCCUGGCCGGAGUUGACAUGGUGAUGAUCCCGUACACGUACACGGAGUUCAUCGACGACCUCACGUUGCUGGUGCAGAACGGCACAAUCCCGAUGAGCCGCAUCGACGACGCCGUCCGCCGCAUCCUGCGCGUCAAGUUCACCAUGGGCCUCUUCGACAACCCCUACGCCGACACCAGCCUCGUCGGCGAGCUCGGCAAGCAGGAGCACCGCGACCUGGCGCGCGAGGCCGUGCGCAAGUCCCUCGUCCUCCUCAAGAACGGCAAGCCCGGCGCAAAGCCGCUGCUGCCGCUGCCCAAGAAGCUCUCCUACGGCGGCAGAGUCCUGGUCGCCGGAAGCCACGCUGACGAUCUCGGUAGCCAGUGCGGCGGCUGGACCAUCACCUGGCAGGGCCUCACGGGGAACAACCUCACCGCCGGGACCACCAUCCUCGACGGCAUCAGACGCGCCGUCGCCCCCGGCACGGACGUCGUCUACUCCGAGAACCCCGACGCUGGCUUCGUCCAGAAGAACAAGGCACGGUUCGACUACGCCGUCGUCGUCGUCGGCGAGCCUCCCUACGCCGAGACGUUCGGCGACAACCUGAACCUGACCAUCCCUGCGCCCGGGCCGGACAUCAUCCGGAAUGUUUGCGGCAGCAUCAAGUGCGUCGUCGUGCUCGUCUCCGGCCGGCCGCUGGUGGUGGAGCCGUUCAUGGAUAUCAUCGACGCGCUGGUGGCGGCGUGGCUGCCGGGGACGGAGGGGCAGGGCGUCAGCGACGUGCUGUUCGGCGACUACGGGUUCACGGGGAAGCUGUCGAGGACGUGGUUCCGGUCGGUGGAUCAGCUGCCCAUGAACGUCGGCGACGCGCACUACGAUCCAUUGUUCCCGUUUGGGUUUGGCCUCCAGACACAGCCGUCCACAUAUUAGAGGGUUAUUGCAUGGCCUGAAUUUGAGCUAAAUUCUUAGAUUUCUCUGUGAAAUAUCCAAAGAGAGAGACUCAGGUUCCGGAAUGUCAUUUGCAUUUUAUACUCCGAGAGCUUACUCGAUCCAUGUCAGUACUGAGUAGUAUUGUACUGUAGUAGACAAUAAUAAGCUCCGGAAUAAUCCGAUGGUCUCUCGUGCCGACAUGAUGGAUCGUUUGAAACUAGUAGUAGUGAUUGCCUGCCCCUUCUCCUUUGUUUAGUGGGAAGUAAGGAUAGCUUACUUUUAGAAUAAAAUUCUCCCCCGAUCCUUAAACUUGA
Messenger RNA from Sorghum bicolor (sorghum), 2477 nucleotides. Its product is annotated as beta-glucosidase BoGH3B. Gene Ontology annotation, biological process: glucan catabolic process. Gene Ontology annotation, molecular function: beta-glucosidase activity. NCBI's taxonomy places the organism in Eukaryota, Viridiplantae, Streptophyta, Magnoliopsida, Poales, Poaceae. The record is from RefSeq and is a predicted model, not a curated record. The transcript has 5 exons. Bases 187 to 2163 code for a protein of 658 amino acids.